Plutella xylostella (diamondback moth) is the source of this 9586-nucleotide messenger RNA. NCBI's taxonomy places the organism in Eukaryota, Metazoa, Arthropoda, Insecta, Lepidoptera, Plutellidae. The record is from RefSeq and is a predicted model, not a curated record.
UGACGGAGGAGGCUGGCUGCAGCAGCUCCUCGCUGCACCAGUGUGCUCGGCGUGGCUGGCCUGAACGCGUGUUUUACCACCUACGCACCGCGAAAAAAAGCUGCCAGCCAGCUCUUAAAAAAAGAACUCUUAAACAAAGGAAAAAAAAAACAACACGGCCUAAAAUUUCAAAAACAUUCGACAGUCAAAAAUUCAAUAAAAACCAAAUCUUUGGCAAACAAAAUUUACAGUUUCGGGAUCCAAAUUACGCGCCUGCGUAACGGUCACCGCUCACCGCUCAUACGCCACCGCCACACGCUCACCACAUUCAGUUUUUGUGCAAUAGACGCUAUUAAGUUUCCACAUAAUCAUUAAACAAUAGUUGUUAAGUGAAUAAGUAAUUCAGCAACACUUGAACUCUGUACAAGACUUUUACAACAAACCGGUUUUAAGUUUUUAGCUGUAACUAGUGUAGAGGCAACUGCGGGAGUUCAGCUUGGAUCCGUUGUGCCCAGGGCUAUUGGAACAACAUCCACAACCAUCCAGGAGGAGCUGCCGAACGACGAAGAAGAAGAAGAACAUCCACCAUUCCACCCCACGCGUCCAUGAUCCACAGAAGACACAGACCAUGGAUUCGUAGAUGCUAAUGCCGAUGGAGUAAAUGAAAAGGAAGCGGAUAAACGCAACCAUUUUAUAGCAAAAGAGACAUUAGCACAAACAAAAUAAAAGCUAUCGCCAUUUGACGAUAAAGAAACACGUUUUUUCGCAAUAGAACAAGUUUUAAGUUUAUAUCAACCGUUAUUACAAGGAAUCAAUAGAAAAGAGGAUUUAAGAAUUUAAUUUCUUUGAGUACGAUUAAACAACACUGGUUAUUUUGGAAAACUUUACGAUUGAGUUCUCUAAUUUUUAUAUACAAACUAUCUACAAUAUAUCUAUAUUAGUGAAGAAUAAGUGAAGAAACUCUGGUAAUAAAUAUUAAGGCUAAGUGAUAUUGAAAACUUUCGGCACCUUAAGAAUCUCGGAACACUUUCGACCAAUUUCAUCGACCACCUCCUGAAUACAUGGUAGAUGGAAACAAACUAACAAAAGAACAAAAUUGCGUGCCUUAAAUUGGCCUUAAAUUCUUAGGAAAAAGUGAUAAGCGUUAACAAAAAACAAAGAAAAUUCAAAAAAACUCUAAAUUUUAUCAAUUUUACCUACCUGUUAAAGCGACUUCUAGAUUUCUUUAAGAGUACAAAAUUAUAAGGAAAUUAACGUUAAGCAUUAGUUAAAUGUUUAUGUUAUUUCGAUACCUAUAAAAGUUUUGUAUAAAAAUAUGUAUAAAAAAGUUAUGGGCUUGAAAUACAAAAGGGCUGUAUAUACAAUAAACAAAUAAGACAAUACAUAAAACAACUGCAACUUAGAAGAUAAGGAAACAGAAGAGGAAGGAAGAAGUAACAAAGUAAAUACUGCAAUCAACAUAGAAGAAACACUUCAAGAAGAUACUGCAAACAACAUAGAAGAACUUCAAGAGCAUAAAGAAGAACCACUCUUGAAACAACUCAAAGAAAAAACCAAUCCAACUGAAGCAGACGUCGCAGGUCCGCCGACGCCGAGCGCCCGCUCGCAUGAACUUGUGACGAUUCGCCCAAAACUGGAAUUAAUGUUGAAGUACUUCAAUGAGAACAUUUCCCUUGCGCUGCAGGAGAGGUAUAGGGACCUCCAUGAGUUCCGCAAGACGGAGGUAGAGGACUCGCCGCGCGAGGCGAAGGUGGCGAAGAUAUCGGACGAGGGGGCCUCCCCGGGCGAGGGGUUCGGGGGGGAGGGGCCGCCUUUCCAGCGGCUGCUGGACCAGCCGAAGGAAGAGGAGAACUUCGUGGCCUCGUGGCUGCAGAACAGCUUCAAGAUGACGGCGGCUGAGAACAGCGAGGCGAGCGCGGGGGGCAGUGCGCUAGACCUACGAGCCGCGCCGCUCUCGCUCCACAUACCGGCGCUGCAGCAGGCGGCUGAAGCUCAGAGACAGUUCAAGAUGUCGGCAGACUUCUGGAACCGCAGUAGGCCCCCGAGCCCCGGGCAGGAGGAGCCCCCGGCCCCCGCGACCCCGCCGCCCCCGCCGACCCCCGAACACAAGAUCAUCACGGAGAAACUCGUCAAUGAAAUACAGGGACAGCAGCAGCAAUCGCCCUCCGCCGACUCCACAAUGAGCGAAAGAUCGCUCGUACCAUUUGCGCUGCCUCAGCAGCAGUCGCCGCCCGGUGACGCCCCCAUGGGGGACCGCAACGCCAUGUUACCAUUCGCUCUGGUAAAUUACCUGAAUAGCCUCAAUAUCGAUCAACAGGCGAGGCAGGGCCAGAGCAUCAGCGAGCGAACGUUGGAGGAAUGCUGGUCCACACUGCAGCGAAUAUUCAUGCACAAAAACGCCAUGCAGAUGCACGCCCGGGAACUCCAAAGAGGUCUAGGCGGAGAGGUCAAGCCACACCAGUGCCAGCAGUGCCUCAAGUCUUUCUCCUCCAACCACCAGCUGGUCCAGCAUAUCCGGGUCCAUACGGGAGAGAAGCCAUACAAAUGCUCGUACUGCGACCGCCGGUUCAAACAGCUGAGUCACGUCCAACAACACACCAGGCUGCAUACGGGCGAGAGGCCCUACAAAUGCCACCUCCCCGACUGCGGGCGAGCCUUCAUCCAGCUCUCCAACCUACAGCAGCACCUGCGCAACCACGACGCGCAGGUCGAGAGGGCCAAGAACAGGCCCUUCCACUGCAACAUCUGCGGCAAAGGGUUUGCCACUGAGAGCAGUCUGAGGACCCACACGGCCAAGUGCUGCACGGGCCUGGGCCUGCCAGGGAGCGGCGACGACGGUUGGCUGCAACGCUGCCAAAAUAUGGGGAAAUUAGAUAUCUUCAAUACGGAGCUUCAGCUGCACCUUGGUGUUUUGCAGCAACACGCCGCCCUCAUGAUAGGGGGCGCCACCGCCACGCCUUGCCCCAUCUGCCACAAGGUCGUUUUCGGCGGAGAAGCCCUUGUCGAACACAUGAAAAACACCCAUAAGGACCCGAAUGCAUCCGGCGUUGCCAGCCCGCCCGCCACGUCACCGUACCCGGCGCAAGCUAAACCUACAACUGAUCCUUAUAUAGCGAAGCGGCGGACGGCCAACCACCCGUGCCCUGUCUGCGGGAAGCACUACGUCAACGAGGGUUCGUUGAGGAAGCACCUGGCCUGCCACCCCGAGACCCAGCUCACCAGCCAGCUGCGCAUGUGGCCCUGCUCCGUCUGUCAGGCUGUCUUCACGCAUGAAAGCGGUCUCCUCUCCCACAUGGAGCACAUGCGCAUGGAGCCGAAGCACCAGUUCGCGGCUCAGUACGUGCUGUCCCGAGCUGCUGCGGAGCGCCGCGAGCGCGACAUCAUCGCCGCGGUCUCCGCCUCGGCCGGCGGCUCCGGGCUGCUCAACCUCGCGCCCCCCUCGCCCGCGCACUCCGACUCCUCCUCCAACGGACGCCUGUCUUCCUCAGCUGGCUCCGAAGCCGGCGCUGCAGUCAACAAACUCACGGAUCUGCUGCGAUCAGCGAACAAUGGACACCAGUUCGGAGGGGAUGAAAGGGUAGCUGCUAUCGCAGCGGCAGCGGCCAACAUGAUGGCGCAGCCUGGUGAAGGAGCUAAUGCCGUGCAAGUGGCUGCGGCUAACCUGGUGUCGGCAAUGAGACAGCAAUUGGCUGCAAGAGAGCAGGCGGCACCGGUCCCGCCGCCGCCGGAGACCCCUCCCGCCAGCGACGCCGCGCUGAGGAUCCAGCAGGCGGAGGCCUUGUUGAGGAGCCAGGCCGAGGCGCUGCGCCUGGCGGUGUCGCAGGCGCACGGCGAGCCCGCCAGCCCGCUGCGGCACAACGGCGGCUUCCCCCCGCAGCCCGCGGACGCCCCGCAGCUGUCCCCCGAGCUGGUGGAGGCUUUCCGCCUGGCGCAGGAGCAGCGGCUGGAGCAGGCGCUGCGGCUGCACGACCCGCGCAUGCUCGGCAACCUGCCCUUCAACCUGCCUUCGCCCGCGCAGCAGGCCGCCGCCGCGCAGCAGGCAGCGGCGCAGCAGGUCGCGCAACACGCCGCGCAGCAAGUCGCGCAGCACGCGGCGCAACAGGCCGCCCAGCAGGCAGUCCAGCAGCAGCAGCAGUUACAGCAGCAGCAGCAGGCCGCGCAGCAAGCGGCGCAACAAGCGGCGCAGCAAGCAGUACACCUGCAGCAGAACCCCCAGCCAUGAGAAUUUAACUUCUACUAAUCGCACGCGAUUUCGUCUAGAAAUUUAGAUUUAGAUAUUUAUACACAGUAAGUUUAGAAACGCCGAUGAUACACGCAACAUGUUCCUCACGAUCGAUAUACGAAGAAAUCGCCUCCGAUUAGUCCUGAGUUGUUUUGUUGCGACAUGUUUUUGAGAUUAGUUUUGGAUGGAAAAUAGAAUAAAUUGAUUUUGUCGACAAAACUAUAGUGAAAUUGUAAGAAGUCGCCGUUUACAGUUUAAAUAAUUUCGUGAGCCUAGAUAGAGCUAACUUAUAAGUAAAUAAACAAAAGUUAUUAAAACUAAUAACUACCGAUUAGCAAAAACCCUUUCUGUAAAUAUAAUAAAAAUAGUAAUCGUACGUAAAUUAUACAAAUUAUAUGGAACAAAAACUCGCCCAAAACGAUUGAUUAGAUAAAAUAUAGAAUUAUUGACAAAGUAACUUCUGUGCAAUCUUCAGCAAUUUGUUUUCUUUUUAUAUUUUAUUGCGUGGUUUAGUAGUGUUAUAAUAUUUUAGUGAUAUUAUACGUAAAUAUAUAAUUAUUUGUGGCUUAUUUUAGUACAAACUUUUGGAUGUGCCAAACUAUUAUAGCACUUGUAUCGCAUUUAGCACUUUUUACUUUGCAGUUUUCUUCUAUUUAAAACUUUUUUAAGGCACACACAAAUGAAAAUAAACAUAUUUUGAUGUUGUGAUGCGGAAAUUUGCAUUAAACCAACAACAUUUUACUUCUAAAUGCAUUUACAUAAUUAUAUACCCAAUACAUUAUUUUGGUGUGUCAAUGUUUUCUUUACAAAAGUCUAUUUAAAUUAAUAUAUUUUUAUCUUCGAUUCGCAAUAGCAAGCUAGUCACGUUAGAUGGACGCACAAAUUUUUAAAUUAAUGAACAAAAAACUAAAUUGUUUAUUGUUUUUUUACAUUUAUUCUUCGCUGUAAACUUUAUUUUUAAUAUAAAUGCCAUACUAGAUAAUAACUAAUGUGUACAUAAAUAAUUAGGAGCAUUACGUACCGUUAACGCCUUUGUUUAACAAAAAUAACGAUUUAUUUUAUUACAAAAGCAAUUAUUAUUUUAUUCAGAACAAUUAUUUACACACGAUUUGUAUACUUGUACAUAGGGAGCAUAUUAUUAUUUUAUUAUUAUUUUUCAGAAGACUGCCGUUACAGAUAUUGAUUUUUGUAAAUAUGAUUAAAAUAUACAGUCGUAAAAUAUAAUAGCGAUUAUUCACUGACGAAACAGAGGACAAUACAAUACAAGACCUAUACAUGCAAUUAACUCACUCAAAAGCACAUGUAUCGAAGCAAAUAAUUAUAAUUAACAUCAAUUCUUCGACAAAAGUUUGAGUACCAUGGACAUACACAAGACAUUCUAUGUAUUAUGUACAACACAGUGACGUAACAACGUCAUCACUAUAUACAAACAACAACUAGCCCUAACAACAAACAUUCUAAUUUUAUUUUCUAACACAUCAUAAUUAAAUUUCAUAGCCCAGAAUAUAUUUUUACGAUUACAGUUAUAAAUAACAUGUAAUCAAACAACAUAAUAACAGUAAAUACAAUAGCCCAGAACAACACAUCGGAAGAUGUACACACAACAGUUGCCACUGCAAUAGUUAAUAGUUGAAAUUACAGAAGCGUUAGUUGAUAAACUCAGUUGGUUGUCAAAAAAGUUGGUUAUCAACUAGCGUUUCUGUAAAAGAUUAAAUAAAUCAAGUUAAGAGAAUGUCAAGUGUUGCCGAAUAUUAAUACUUUUAAUAUUUAUCAUCAUGUAUCAUAACUAAGUGCAAGUUUGUGUAAACAAUUCUGUGUAAACCGAGGUGUUUACACAAAUUUUACAGUAAUAUGUAAUCGUUAAUAGGUAAGGUAAUAGUAAGCCGAUUUAAAGUACGUAAUUGUUUCAAUCUUGAAUUAAAAUUGGUAUAGACGUCCGAUAGUAGUGAUUACACAACUGUCUGUAAAAUGUGUAAUCAAGAUUACUGAUGACGUUAUAUCAAUGUAUAUAGAUACAAAAAUACAAUGCAAUAGCCCAAAAAUCGAUAUAAUUUGUGUCGUGAUUUUUGGUUAUGGAUAAAUAUUUGUUGAAGUAUUUCUUUCCAUUACGAGUAUUUUUCAGUUUAAAAUACAAUACUUUUCGGCAAGUUUUUUCUUAUUGUUUGGUAUGCAACGGCCAGUAACAUCAACCAAUGAUGAAUCCAGGAACGUGAGACAAAUCUGAUUAGACAAACAAGUUUCGACUGAUUAUUACAUAUUUGAAUGCAAUAAAAAAAUUACCAAAAGUGAACCGAUCGCUAUAUUAUGUAAAAAUGUCCUCAUAAAAAUUAAUAUAUCUAUAAAUAAACUUAAAUGUAAACAAAAAUGAAGUUCCUAUGAAUAUUGUAUAGACGGUAUUGUUUUAAAUCUAGAUCUUAGUAGAAGGAAAAAUUUAUGGACGUUUGGUAUUUUUAAAGAUAUGAUUAAUAAAAAAAAACAUCUUGUAAAGGAACUGAGUACUCCGGUGCUCGUGGAGAGAAGCACGGAUGUGAAUCCUACAUUAGAAUUUUAGAUCAAAAGUUACGUUUCCAAGAAAGUGUUCAAAGUCGCAAAAUGACGUGCGGAUUUUUGUGCGUUUUUUUAACUUUAUUUGUACAGAAAUUAUUGUAUUCGUGUGUAUUUUCGGAUGCGAGACAACACUCGUUUUGAGGUCGGGGUUGACACUCUGAACCAAUUGUAAAUUUUACAAAAAAUAUGUAAAAUAUCAUAUUAAAAAAAUACGUACAAAAAUCCGGCGCGACCUUCAUAUUCUGUGAUCAUCAUAAAUGGAAUAGCUAUAAUGAGAACCGUGUCUGCAAUUUCUCAAAAGUUAAAUAUUUAAUUUUCGAAAUAACAAAUUUUGUAUGGAGAAAAAUUGAAUUUUUUCUAUAUUUAUUUUACAAUGAAAAAUUUCGUAGUUAAGCUGUGUACAUUCAACACUAACGUAAAAGCCUAAUUAUCAGUAAAAAUGUGUCGGCUUUUGUAAGCCAUCCUGUACGGGGGGUGAUGAAACAUGCAUAAUAUUUUGUGCAAGUUUUAUAAUCCCAUCACAAUAAUUUAAUACUUAUAGUAAUUAGAUACAAUAGAACUGGAUUACGUUGAUGUCAUUUCAAUCUGUCUUGAACUCACAACAUGAGUUCAUACAUAGAGUGCGCUGUUAGUUUUAAACUCUAAUUGUAGAAAUGGAUAUGACGUUUUUAGUGUUAAUAAUUAAUUUAUUGGCAUUUUGACAAUUGAUUGUUUUAGUUAUUGUUUGAUCGUUGGUAGAAGUCGUUGACUUGAUGAAUAUUGAAGUUGUUCAAUCUUGCAACUUUACUGCAUCGCUAACACCAUCUGGCGGUUACAUUACAUUUUUUAUUUCUAAGUAUUAUUAUUGUUCUGAGUGUUACGAAUCGGUCUUCAGACACUAGGAGUAUUGCAAACUCGUUUGGACAAACUAACGAACAAAACUUUUAGUUUCAGCGUUAUAAUAAAAUGCUGAAGUUAACACAAAAAAUACAUUAGUUCGUUCGUUUGUAGCAAUGAAUAUGCGAUACUUCUGAAAGGGGUCCACACUUACAGAAGAGACGCCCAAACUUUUGAUCAAAAAUUUUGACUUAGCUUUGGUAUUAAAUAACAAUCUGAUCAACGAUUUGUAACAUUCCUUGUUAAGUUUUUAUUAAUAACUUGCUGUUGAUUUGAAUUUGAGCAUCCUUAUUGACUGUUACACUGUUUUAUUUUGACGCUUUUUGACUUAGGUUAAUGUAAUUCGCUUGUUUUACUAUAAAUAUAGCCAAAUAUACACAAUUAUUAAUCGUAUUUUUAAGAAGUAGACAGGAUAGCCAGGUUUUCAAUUCAUACACACAUCUUAGCCGUAUACCUUAAUAUUAUGUAAGUAGCUAUAAUUAAUGUAAUGUAAUUUAACGGGGUUUUAUUCAUAUAAAUGAUGGUAAAUACUACGAUUCUAAUGACAGAAGUUUUGUUACAAUGUAUAAUCACAUUAUGAAUAAGGCCCUUUAAGGACAUAAGCCAAGUUUUUCUAUAAUCAAAACAAUAGCUUUAUGUCGGUAGUGGUUUACAACGAAAUAAAUAAAAUAAAUACAAAAAAAACCGUGUACUUUAUGUAAUAGAAUAUGUUAUUGGUGUUUCUAACUAGGGCCUCCAGUCCCAACUUUAACUAGCGUCAUAUCCAUUUUAUUAUUAGGUACGAAGGAAAAAAAACAUAUUCGAGUCAAAGUGACAAUUUUAUUGCUUCCCGGAGAGGCAAUUGUUUUGGAAUUAAUUUUAUAAACAAUUUCACGUAGUUUUUAUUAAUUUUCAGUAACUGACAGCGCAUUAGGUACACUUUGUCUACUAAUAAUAUGUCACUGAGGCAUUUACGUUGCGACGUGGUUUAUUUUCUGUUCUUGAUUAAAUUCUGGUCUGUAAUUUAUGAUGAAAAUUCUCGUCGUCUCGUGAAAAGAGCGACUCUUUCGAUUGGUGUAUUCUAGUCCUUAAUGUGUAAAAAUUCAGAUUAUAUUUGUGAUAGUGUCGUGAUUGUCAAAAUUUACUGUGCGGCGCGCACCGUAUGGGAAAUACUUAGAACUUGGAAAAGUAAAACAAAAAAUAGAGGUACAUCUUUUGGAUAUUACUUGUAAAUUUCAUACGGUCAAAUUAAGUACCGUUAUGUGUAAAAAUUCAAAAUUAAGGUUAUUGGCGUAUGGUAAACUAUAAAAUUGUAAAAUUCAAAAUUGCUUAGAAUCUAGUAUGUUUACUAUUAGGCAGUUAAAUCGUGUUUGGCAUUAGGUAAUCGAAGUGUUUUCGGUCACAAUGUUUAAAAUUAAAUAAAAAAUGUGCAAUGUAUAUAAAAAUUAGGGAUGUGAUGUGACGAUAUAUACCUUAAUCGAUGUUUAGACAAAAACAUAAAGUACUAACUACAUGUGAAUGAUAGUUUUUUUCGGUAAAAAGUGUUUUCUGUAAAAUCACGACAAUUCAUGAAAUCUUUAUGUUCAAUCGUGUUAAUGUUACUUUCUGUAUAAUUAUGUUAAUUUUAAUAUUAAUAAAUAAAUAUGUUAUUUUACUUAUUAAAACUUGAUGCCAUGUUUUAUGAUUAUUUUAGCGUUAGUGAAACUGUGUUUAUUGAUGCAUUAUUAUAUUUUUAUAAAAGUUACUUUUUGUACUGUACUCGACAUUUUAGUCGAAUAAGGACGAUUUGUAAUAAUUUAGUGUUGACUUAUGUUAGUUGAAUUUAUUUUUAAUGUCAUAUUAAUGAACAAAUUAAUUUAAAUACUAACCCAUUAUUUUAUUGUGAACAUAUUAACAACGGAAAAUGCUUCUUGUGUCAUUGAAAAUAGUGACUAUUAUUGCCGAACGGUUAGCUAUAAUUAUUUUAAAAAAUAAAAAAGAUGA